This is a messenger RNA of Pelobates cultripes (western spadefoot toad), 867 nucleotides long. NCBI's taxonomy places the organism in Eukaryota, Metazoa, Chordata, Amphibia, Anura, Pelobatidae. The record is from the annotation of a GenBank genome assembly.
AUGGGGGUUGUCACGGUACCCCAAGCACCGCAACAAGCGACAGGCACAAUGGACUCCCUACAUGAAGCGAAGCAAGGGGCCACCAAGAUGGUGGAUCACUCUGACACGAUAGUGUCGGACAAGCGACGGCAACAGCAUGCUAAAACAGAAACCGUAGACCACACAAAAGACUCUAUCGCAUUAAUUUUUGACCGCUUCUGGCCAAGUUAGCGGCACGCUUACAGCCUGACACACCAAACCGAAACCCACCCGCAAAAGGGCAGAGCCAUCGGCGGAAGGAGGACAGAGGAUACUCACCAGGGCAACUCGAUGGCCCCUACUCUAAACCCCCACGUCAAGGACCCCCCCGGACCAGGAGCAACAAUGGGCAUGACCCAGAGGGGGAGAGUGGUAAGGUGAAUACGUAAGCGACCAGCUAAACCUCUCCGAACCACCCCACAAGGGACGACUCUGGGCCACACAGGCUCCCAGGCUCGUGGCCUACGAGCAACAGCUCCCACAUGGUUCUGGGGCAAGGGAGGAUCCCCACCCCCAGAACAGCAGGGCUCUACCCAGCGGAGACAGACUCCAGGCGCAAGACCAGAGCCCAGACUGCACUCGACACUCAGCGGUUACCAGACCCGCAGCAGCACAGCACUCCGGGUGCAUACCGGAGGAGGGCAUCCUACCGAACACCGCAUCUGCACGGACAACCAUCCCCACGGUCCGAGCACACAGAGGAGCCCCAGCCAAAUGACGCCUCACCUGAUCAUGCUGGACCCGACCGAAGAAAGGUACCUGAAACAGGCCAGCAAGAGGGAGACAGGGGACACCAGUGAGGGACUCACAUGGCAAAACUCAGUCUGGCCCCAACGGGGAAUCGGCUGA